AAACCUGGUAGCACACACCUGAGUCAAGAGGUUCUUCUGAGCAUGCUCAGUUUCAGGAAAUGCAUUUACAUAAAGAAACUCUGUAACCUGUUGUUUUUGCAUCUCUAGAUGACUUUUUUUGUAUUGAAGCUUCAGUUAGCGUUAUAUUUUCACCAAAUAACCAAUGAGAGGUGCACAAACAAACAUGUUUUGAUUUUAAACAGUCAAUUCAUUUGCUGCCUGGAGGCAGAUUGGGACCGUCUCCACCCAGGUUUUUUUUUUUUUUCAAGCUCUCUCCUGCGCCGCUGUAGCAUUUCCCACAGUGAAAUGCAAACAGUGUAGACCAAGAUGAGGAUUGUUUUCCUGUUUCUCUUGGUUGGAUUUUCAGCCUUGGCUUCCUGCGAUGGUUGCGAGGAAUCUCGGAGCAAACGGGAUCUCUUGAUUCGAACCAAGAGAAGAUGGGUCUUAUCGACUAUUGAAAUUGAUGAGGAAAUGAAAGGGGACUACCCGCAAUUUGUUUCAAAGAUGUAUAAUGACAAGACACAAGGGAAAGAAUUUAGGUUUGAAAUCAGUGGAUUGGCUGUGAAUCUAAAUUAUUUAACCAUUGAUGAAAAAACUGGAGAGGUCUUCGUGCACAAACCUAUUGACAGAGAGGAAUACCCCUGCUUCCAUGUCAUUUUUGAUGUGUAUGACACAGAGACCAAUCAAAAAAUAGACAAGGAGCUGGCAUUUGACGUGGAUGUAAAAGACAUCAACGACAAUCCACCAACAUUUAUGAAAAUCCCCAAAGAUUUUUUAGUGAAUGAAAGCCAACCGGAAGGCUUGCUGGGUGUGGAAGUGAUUGGUCAAGAUCUGGAUGAGAAGAACUCAGUAAACUCUACGUUCAACAUCACUGUGAUUAAGCAGGAUCCACUAGAGCCCAAGAUUCAGGCAAAAUGGAUUGAUGAAAGAAUCGUCCAUCUUAACUUCACUGGAUGCUUUGAUUAUGACAAAGCAAAGCAGUAUCAAAUUACUCUUGAAGCAAAGGAUCACGGAACGCCUCCAUUGUCGUCCACUGCGGUUAUAACGCUGAAUGUUGGAGACACAAACACAAAUAUGCCGGUAUUCAAGAAAAGAGAGUUCCAAGCUGAAGUACAUGAAAUGGAUCUCAUACCAGAACUCUUUAGAUUUAAAGUAGAUGACAAGGACACUCCCAACACCGAUGGCUGGCGUGCCAAGUUCUUCUUCAUCAGCGGAAAUCAGAAAGGAAAUUUCAAAGUGGAAACGGACCCAAAAACAAAUGAAGGUGUUCUUAGUAUUGUCAAGAAAACGAACUAUGAUAACACCACAUUGGUUGAGUUGGUGAUUGGCGUAGAAAACAUUGAACCAUUUACUAAGUGUCAAAAUGGGAAAUUGAUUAAGAAUGAUAGCAAAUUGUAUGCAGACAGAAUUGUCGUCAAAGUUACUAUGCUUGAUGACAAUGAUCCACCAGAGUUUCAUCCACCAAAAGCUAAAGUGUAUGAGAAUGAAGAAUCUGAGCCAGGAAGGGUGAUCUUCACCCCAAAGGUUGUUGAUCCAGACUCUACUUCGUUCAGGUUUCAACUAGUAGAAGAUCCAGCUGACUGGGUCUCUGUUGAUGAAAAAACUGGAGAAAUCAAAACAACUAAGAAGAUGGACAGAGAAUCACCCUUUGUAGAUGAAAAUGAUAUUUACAAAAUCGUCAUCGCUGCUAUAGAUGAUGGUAAACCUCCAGCCACAAGUUAUUGUACCAUCGACGUUCAGCUGAGGGACAUCAAUGACAAUAAACCACAGCUGGCCAACAGCAGCCUUAUUAUGUGUGGAAACAAGAACAAAGUGAUAAUAUCUGUGCAGGACUUGGAUGGAGAACCGUACUGUGGACCAUUCACUUUCGCGUUUGAUAAUGAGGAAGAUGAGAAGCAAUGGAAACUAGAUCCUACUCAUGGUCAGCAAGGUGGCCUUGUCAGCCUGAAACCACUUCCCUUUGGAAACUAUUCUGUGUCUCUGUUGAUUGGAGACCAACAGAACAAUGUUGGACAUCAGACUCUGGCAGUGGUGGUGUGUGACUGUGGAGAUACGGAUAAAUGUCGUGCAAAACAGCCCCUUUCAAUUGACUUUGGAGGACCUGGUGUUGCUCUUAUUAUAGCUGGAUUCCUUUUAUUUUUAAUCUUACUUCUCAUUUUCUUCUGCGAUUCUGGAGAAAAGCAACUUAAAGACAUGACAGAUGAAGGAACCCAGACUCUUAUCAAGUACAACCAAGAAGGAGGGGGCUCUGCGUGCAAUGCUGAACCAGUUUAUCCGACAUCAACAACUGCACAUGAUGGCAUUAUGCAGUCAAAUGUCAUGCUGAAGUCUAAUAUUCCUUCUGAAUAUCAUUUCAAUGAGGAAAUGUACAAGUCAAAAAACAACAUGACGAUUAGCAUGAACUCCCAUCAUCAAAGAGACUCCUACAGAAGCCAAGAGGGCCGUUCUAUGUUCUCAUCGAUGGCUAGCAACAGGAUGACCUCCUACAGGAACAAAUCAUUGAGCCAUCGUUAUUCAAGUGUGCGGUCAGAUUAUAAUCUUACAAGUCGAAUUGAAAGGAAACUCUCUAUGAUUAGUAAAUCUGACACAGAUAAUGCAGGUGAUAAAACCUUCGGCUAUUCCUAUGAAGGGACAGGCAGUAAGUGUGAGUCACUGGACAAGCUUUCACUCAGCAACUUGGGGGAUGAUUUCCAAUUUCUGGAUGAUCUUGGACCAAAGUUCAAGACCCUGGCAGACAUUUGUCAAUGAAAUUCAACUAAAAAAACGUCGACUUUUCAAGUGCACUGCUGGAAUGUGACUUUCAUACCAAAUUAGUCACUCCUUCUGAAUGUAUUGAUGGACAUCUUAGCUGGAUGUUUAUUUGAUUUUGUGCAAAAAUAAUGACCUACAUUUCUUGUGUAUUUGAAAUAACUUUAUGUUUGCAGGUAUCUAUGAGGUAUGAGUUCUUCAACAUCACGAUACAGUUUUUUCUUACGUUCUUGAAUGGGAAUUUCUUAGAUGUUAUUCUGGCUUUGCAACAAUAGGGGAUAUUGGUGACACUUAACAAAUAAGACAUUUUAUGGUUAUUUUUUUAAUGUCAGUCAUGAAUAAUUUGUGGUAUUUCAAAUGAAAUAUCAUUUAUAAAGUUAGCACUAGUUCAACUUGUUAAAGAAUCUUGCUUGAUUGUUUUGCUUUUAUAUUGUGAAGCAUUUUGUGAUGUCAUCUGUAAAAGGUGUGGAAAUAAAGCUUUCUUCUUUUUUAAA
This is a messenger RNA of Oryzias melastigma (Indian medaka), 3242 nucleotides long. Its product is annotated as cadherin-like protein 26. The record is from RefSeq and is a predicted model, not a curated record. Lineage: Eukaryota; Metazoa; Chordata; Actinopteri; Beloniformes; Adrianichthyidae. Gene Ontology annotation, cellular component: adherens junction; catenin complex; plasma membrane. Gene Ontology annotation, biological process: multicellular organism development; cell-cell junction assembly; adherens junction organization. The transcript has 19 exons. Gene Ontology annotation, molecular function: cadherin binding; calcium ion binding. Bases 328 to 2748 code for a protein of 806 amino acids.